Molecule: messenger RNA, 3668 nt
Organism: Adelges cooleyi (spruce gall adelgid)
Lineage: Eukaryota; Metazoa; Arthropoda; Insecta; Hemiptera; Adelgidae
Exons: 9
Coding region: 217-1833 (538 amino acids)
Biological process (GO): positive regulation of transcription by RNA polymerase II; cell fate commitment; negative regulation of transcription by RNA polymerase II
Cellular component (GO): nucleus
Molecular function (GO): RNA polymerase II cis-regulatory region sequence-specific DNA binding; zinc ion binding; DNA-binding transcription factor activity, RNA polymerase II-specific
Source: RefSeq, a predicted model, not a curated record
UUACCAAGAGAUUAAUAAUCGUCCGUGUGUGAUAGCGUCAUUUCGUGUGUACACCGUCGUUUCGUAUGUGUUUCCCGUCGGCCGCCCGCUCACUGUAAUUGUUCCGUUUUUGGCAGUCCGCAAGGAAUAUUAUGUAGCGAGACGCGUUGAACGUAGUGCGAACGAAAGAAGAGUUUAAAAUACAAGAACGAACGUUUGUCCCGACAAAUAUAAACGAUGGACAGCAGUAACGGCGAGACGAAACAGCCGCCACCGCAGCCGAUCAGCACGACGACCGAUCUCUAUCAGAUAUGCCGUCUUUGUCUGAACACGUUGCAAGCGGACGAAGGCGAGUCCGUGUUCAACAAUCAGGUGCCGUCGUUGCCGGAGAAGAUUUACCGUGUAUUCGGGGUACAAAUAACUGAUGCUAAGGAUUUGCCAAAUAAACUUUGCUCAAAGUGUGUGCAAAACACAGAACAGUGUUAUAGCCAUAGAGAAACGUACAAACGCCAAGAACGUGUUUUACAUGACUUGUUGAAAAAACCAGCUGCUGAAGAAGUAAAAAAUUCACCCAAAUCUGAAUAUGUGUAUAGCCCAGCCGAUUCAAAUCAUUCUUCAUCGUCAGGUCUUGGAUCAGAUGCGCGAUAUGUUAAAGCCCAAAAUUCUGCUAAUAAUAUCAAUAAUGUUACUACAUCACCACCGUAUGAAACAAAUGCAUCACUCGCGUCACAUGUUGAAGUAAUUCAAGGAUGUGAUGAAAUGGCCGCUGAAGUGACAAUAGCUCAUGAUUCAGAAGAAACCGUAUCUGGAGAUGACACUAUCUGUACAGAUAACAAUGCAGAAUAUGGUACAUACAAUGAUGACGAAAAUAUAAUUGUAGUAAAAACUGAACCUGAUGAUGAAUAUGACGAAGAAUAUAAAAAUGAUGAUGGCUCCGAAGGCUAUGACCAACAAAGUGGUCCUAAAGUUAUUGCUAGCGUCCAAUUCCCUAUUGUCAAUGGUACAAUUGUUAAUGGUACUCAUAAAAUUGGUCAAAAACAAUUUUCGCUAGUGAAUUGUAUUCCAACAUCUUGGGCAUCCGGCACAAGUAAAGAUCGCCGUAAACAGAGUUGCCCUACCAGAGCGUUAGAGUUAAGUGGGUUCCGAACACAAGUUGCUGGUGAUGACACUAACUCGUCUGAUGAAGGAAACGGUCCCAACUGGACAACUAAAAAAAUCCGAUCUAACUCUCCAGCAGUCAUUGUAAAACCUGCAUAUGCUUGGCCAAAUUUACAAGGCAGUGGGCAAACUCUUAUUUUUCAAACAAAAAAUCCCGAUGGAACAACAUCAGAAUUACGUCCACAAGUCAUGCAAGUUGGUGAAUGGGCAAAUAAUCAAGGCCAAUCUAACGCUCCCACAGAUCCGUCGGAUCGAAUGGGGAUGUUAUUAUUUGCAGCCACACACAUACAAGAACUAUCAACAGAAAGCGACGAUGGGCAGUCACCGGGUACUCCUAAAGGUGCAACUGUAGUUCGUGGUAAAUUAGUAUCGUCUGACCAAAAACGCAAAAUUUAUCAAACACAGGCGACAAUCAGACGAUAUUCUGAUGGCCAUCAAGUACAACAACAAGUGAAAGAUAUAAAUGCUUCACCCAAUGUACCUAGGAAACGCACGGCAAGAGAAUCAUCCGUUCAGAGGAUGUGCAGUAAUUGUGGAACGACUUGUUCAACCAUAUGGCGACGUUUGAACGAAGACCCUGUGUGCAACGCUUGUGGAUUGUACUAUAAACUACAUGGAAAAAUCAGACCACCGACAAUGCGACGUGAUACCAUUCAUACGAGACAACGUAGAAAACGUUCUGACAAUGCACAUUAAACUAAAAUUAAGCGGUGGUCAGGACGAUAUACAAGAUUGCUUGCUUCAGGUAAGAACGCCAUGCAAAAAAGUAGAUGACAAUUCUAAUUAAAAUCUUUCAUUUUUAGUAUUAAACUGCUUGUAAUGCUUAAUUUUUUUUUUUAAUUUCAUUUUAAUUCAAUGUAAUACAUCUCUUUACGGUAAUAUCUACCAACAUAAACAUUUCUACUAACAUAAACAUUUAUAUAAAAAUCUAUAUAACUUUUUUUUUGUCAUGACCAUAAUAUUUUUUUAGCAAUAAAUUGUUUCAAAUAAAAACUGUAUAAACUUUGUAGAUGUAGUUUUUAAGAUAAUUAUUUAUUGAAACUAUUUGUCAAAGUAUGUUUAAAUGUAUGGGAGACAAUUUAUAUUUUUAAGUUUGUUAUUUGUUUGUGAAAGAAAUAUUAUUAAUUUUCAAAAAAUAAAAAUUGAAACAUAAUUAAAAAUAUAUUUUCUGAUAUCAGAGCUUAAAUAUAAUUAAUUAAAAAAUACAUAUUUAGUUUAUGACUUUAAAUUGUAGAUGCAGAUAUUAAUUCAAUUGUUUACUCUCAAAUGUUAGUCAACAACUCCAUUGUUUUGUAGGCUAUGCACACUCAUAAGAAUAGGACAUAAAAAAAAAAAAUCGUAAGUUAUUGAAAAACACUUUAUUAAAGUAGAGUUAACUCUAUAGUAUUGUUAAACUACUCUUAAAUUUUAAGAAUAGUUGUUUCAAAAUGCCAAUGAUCUAAUUUUUACUAAUCUUCAUAAUAUAUUUCAUGCUCUAUAGACAUUUGUUUGAAAAGUGAUGGUCAAAUAUUUUAGUGUUAAGGCAGCAGUGUAUCACCUUAUGUCACUGGUUUGACACUGUAGCUAGUGGAGUCGCCAUCCUCCUACAAAAAAAUAAUUUGUCGAAAAACUAACAUCUUGUGUUGAUUGCAAUAGGUGUUGAUACCUACAUAAUAAUAGAAAAUAAAUUCUAUAGAGCAUGUUUUUUAUAUAACGAGAAAAUCCUUUCUCGGUUAACUUAAUUUAAUAUUGUGUGUACUAUUUAUUACAUUUAAAUAGUGUGUAAAUAAACAAUAGUUUCGUGAGGUAAUGAAGCAGUGUUGUUAUAAUUUAAUUGUGGUUUUAAAACGGACUUCACUGACAUUUGUUUUUUCUGUGGUAAAUUAAUGAUUAUUUUAAAUGCAUUUUUCACAAAUUUCCCUUAGCAAUUUCUUAUCAAACAGCUUCACUAAAUGUUAUUAAUUAGCAAUUUAGUUAUUAUCUAUAUCUGUGCUGCAAAAUAUCAAAUUUUUUAAUAUAUGUUUGUAUUUUCAAAAGAACUACAGUAUUAUGUCAACCUUCAAUUAUCUACAUUGUUUUACAUUAUUUAAUAUUAUACCAACUACCGAUUUGGUGGACAGUUAACAAUAUUAGAACGUAAGACUUCUGCUUUUUACAUUUUAACAUUAGCUAUUUUAUUGUUGUGGUGGUUAUUAAAUAUUUCUUGCUUGGCGAUAAUAAACAUGUUCAAAACAAUAUAUUUUUUAUUUCGUCUGUUCUGUUCAUUUAUAUUGCUUCUUAUGAAAAACUACUAGUUGUUAAGAUAUAUGUUUUUGUAGAAAACACAAUAUGUUUAUUUAAAUAUUUUAUUGUGCAAUUAAUAAUAAAAAAAUAUACACCUUAUUAAGAUGUAAAUCAAAGCUGUAAUUUUAUGGAAUGCACUCACCUAUUUACAACUCACUGUGGAGUCGUCCGAUUAAACGUCAGAGCGUUGAAAGUACUUAAAAGUUUAUUCUUGUGUAGGUAUGGACAUAAGCAUGAAUAAGAAAAAAAUCAAAAUUAAAAAAAUGGAA